AGUCCCUCCUCAUCCAUAGACAGACUAGGAACGAGAGAGAGAGAGACAGACAGACCCCAAAAUCCUCCAUUCCUGUCCAUCCCUCCAGCCACCAUAUCUGAUACCCUCACAUUUUCCCUCAUAUCUCCCUUGAAACACCACUUGGGUAUCUCGGGCGGGCAUCAUCACGUGGGUAUAGGAUUAAUCUCCACGUGUGUGCUGGGAGGAUAGCGAGAGAGCGCGGGAACACGGUGAAAUAUUUGAAAAACCACACCCAACUUUCUGAGCAGGCGCCGCAGGACGGGAAGGCAAGAGGAGAGCCAGGCAGUCCGCGCGCACCUCCCUCGCACGCCACUCCGGCCGCCACCCUCCUCCAGUUUUUCGCCUUUUACUCCACUUUUCCAACACAAACGCCAUGGGUGACGAAGUGGUGCUGGUGACGGGUGUGAGUGGGUACCUGGGUUCCCAUGUGGCCAAGCAGCUUCAGGAGGAAGGGUACCGUGUGAGGGGAACCGUCCGUAGCCUGGAGAAUGAGGCGAAGGUGGCGCCCCUCAAGAACCUGGUGCCGGACGCGAAGCACCCCCUCGAAUUGGUGGCUGCCGACCUGACCAGCGAUGAGGGGUGGGACAAGGCGGUGGAGGGGUGCACAUUGGUAGCUCACGUGGCAAGCCCAUUCCCUGACCAGACCAACCGCGCCGUGCCAGAGGAGGAGGUGCUGGGCCCGGCCAAGGAAGGGACGCUGAGGGUGCUGAGGGCUGUGGCAGCUCAGAACGGGGCUGUCAAGAGGGUGGUUCUGACAUCAUCCUUUGCUGCAGUGUUUGGUGAGACCGCAGCGGACCCCAACAAGAAGUACAAUGAAGAGGACUGGACCGACCCUGAGUCUCCCACCCUCGACUCCUACACCAAGUCCAAGGCCGUGGCGGAGAAGGCUGCCUGGGACUUCCUCAAGGAGCUCCCAGAGGAGCAGAAGUUCGAGCUUGCCGUCAUCAACCCCACACUGAUCUUUGGCCCCCCACUGAUUGAGGCACACAAGUCCGCUACAUCAGUGAUUCUCAUGGCAAACAUCGUCAACAAGGCCUACCCUGGGGUGCCCCGCGUGCAGUUCCCCGUGUGUGAUGUGCGCGAUGUGGCCAAGGCGCAUGUUAAGGCGCUCACCUUACCCGAGGCCGCCAGUAACCGUCACAUCAUCCUCACCGAGUCGCUGUGGUAUAGAGACAUCGCCGCGUCUGUCGCCAAGGAGUUCAGGCCCCAGGGGUACUCGAUCGCCACUGCCCAGCUGCCCUAUGCCCUCAUGUGGCUUGCUGGGUGCUUCAAUAAGGGGGUACGGAACUCCAUCCUCCCGCGCAUUGGCAAGACUCUGUCGGUGGAUAAUAAGAGGAUGGUGGAGGUGCUGGGGGUGGAGCCGACAGCGCUGGACUGCACCGUACAGGACAUGGUCUAUGCGAUGGUGGACCUGGGCAUUGUGAAGAAGGCCAAGAAAUACAAACAGGUUGGGUCGAGAGCUGAGGUCCCCGCUGUGAAUGGGGAGGUGGAGGAGGAAACCAAGGAAGGGAAACAGGAGGAGGAGAAGGAGAAGGAAGAGGGAGAGAAAGAGUUGGAGCCUGAAGAUAAAGAGAAGAAAGAAGACGAGGAAAUCAAACCGAAGGAAGACGAGAAGAAGGAAGAGAAGGAGGCGGAGGAUGAGAAGAAGGAGGAGGAGGAGAAGAAGGAAGAGAAGGAGAAGAAGGAGGAGAAGUGAAGGAUGAAGAGGAGGAGUCGGAGCGAGGAUUUCAGCGACGCAGCGGAGGUCAGCGAUAUUUCCAAGGUGCGAAUUUGGAUCAGCCUGAGUUUUGAUGCCCCUAAUGAUUGCGGCGCGAUGGUCCACACAUACAAGUGAGAAGACGCACAUGAAAACGCACACACACGCACACAGAGACACAUAUUGACACCCCAGAUUACAAACGCACACAUAUACACACACACACAUACACACAUACACAUCAGAAAUCACACAUACACGCACACAGAGACACAUAUUGACACCCCAGAUUACAAACGCACACAUAUACACACACACACAUACACACACACAUCAGAAAUCGCACAUACACACACACACACACAUCAGAAAUCGCACAUACACACACACACACGCACACACAGACGUACAUCGACACCCAUGGAUACAUACACACAUAUAUUUCGCGCACACACACACACGCACACACAUACAUGGACCCACAAUACGCACACACAUACAUACAUACAUACAUACAUACAUUGCUGUUUUGGCUAUUACUGUUGCUAUUGUGAGAGAGAGAGAGAGAGAGAGAGAGAGAGAGAGAGAGAGUCACCCACCCACCCACUGCUGCAUUCCUGCCUUAUAUUAAAAAUCGCAUCUUCACACACACACAGCUCACGUUUUGGACAAGUUAGGACAUGUUCGGACACGUUUUUGUACUCGUUUUCUACCGCGGAAUAUAGCUGACAACAAAAUAGUCACUGAGUUGGAAUAGUCAAAGUUUGUACCAUUUUUACAUUGGGAUAGUUUUUCGUACCCUGCCUAGUGAGGAGAAUAGUCUAGAGGGAAAGUAUACAGAAAGGAUACUACUAUGACCACUACUACUACUACUACUACUACUACUACUACUACUACUACUAUUGCUACUAAUACUAAGAAGAAGAAUAAGUUAGUCACCGCAAUAGAUGUUAACGUGUAAAGAAAGAGAGAAGGGAAAGAGAAGAAGGGAAUAAGGAAAGGAGGAAAGAGAGAGAAAGGAGGGAAUGAGAGAGAGGGAAAAAGAAAGAAAGAAAAGAGGAGGAGGAGAGAAAGAAAGAAGAAUGAGAAGGGAUGAAAAUGAGUGAACGGAGUAUGAAAAAAAAACAAAAAAUCUCAGUAAGAAAUUUUAAGACAGACAAAUAUGAUUACAAACAAACAAACAAACAAACAAAUCAAUCUUUUUUUUUUUUCAAUUUUCCUUCCCUCCCUUUCUUCCUCCUCCUCCUCCUCCUCCUCCUUCUCUUCCGUGUUCCUCUCUUCUCCUCCUCCUAGCUUUCCUCUCUUCUUUCUUUCCCUCCCUUUCUUCCUCCUCCUCCUCCUCCUCCUCCUCCUAGCUUUCCUCUCUUCUCUCCUUUUCUCUCCUUCUUCCCUCCCUUUCCUCCUCCUAGCUUUCCUCUCUUCUUUCUUUCCCUCCCUUUCUUCCUCCUCCUCCUCCUCCUCCUCCUAGCUUUCCUCUCUUCUCUCCUUUUCUCUCCUUCUUCCCUCCCUUUCCUCCUCCUCCUCCUCCUCUUCCUCUGUGUUCCUCUCCUCUCCUCCUCCUCCUCCUAGCUUUCCUCUCUUCUCUCCUUUUCUCUCCUUCUUCCCUUCCUUUCCUCCUUUUUCCUCUCCUUUCCUCUUUCUUUUCCUUCCUCUCCUCCUCCUCCUCCUCCCUUUUCUCUUCCUUUCCUCUCUUUUCUCUCCUUCUCCUCUUCUCUUUCUCUCCAUUUUCUCUUUUCCUCAUCUCUCUCUCUUCCUCCUUCUCUUUCUCUCCUCUCCUCUCUCUCAAUCCCUUUUCCUCUUCCUCCUCCUUUCCUCUCUCCAUUUUCUCUCUUCCUCCUCUCUCUCCUUCCCUUCUGUCUCCAUUCCUCCUCUUCUUUCACUCCUCCUCCUCCUCCUCCUCUCCCCAUACACUGCGAACAAACAUACGAACAAACAAACACCCGACCAAACAAUUAAAACAUCGCCACAAACAACGGCAAACCAACGUACGAACAUACACCGAGUCCUCCUCUCAAGCCUAAAGUGUUAUGGUUAGGAUUUUAAGCUUAGAGAAAAACAAAGAAAAAAAAACAAGGAGAAGAAGAAGAAGGAAACAUAGACAGAAAAUGAAUGUAAAAUUGUGUCGACGAGAGAAAGAAAGAAAGAAAGAAAGAUAGCAUGAGAGAGAGAGAGAGAGAGAGAGAGAGAGAGAGAGAGAGAGAGAGAGAGAGAGAGAGAGAGAGAGAGAGAGAGAGAU
Molecule: messenger RNA, 3953 nt
Organism: Eriocheir sinensis (Chinese mitten crab)
Lineage: Eukaryota; Metazoa; Arthropoda; Malacostraca; Decapoda; Varunidae
Exons: 9
Coding region: 395-1717 (440 amino acids)
Molecular function (GO): oxidoreductase activity, acting on the CH-OH group of donors, NAD or NADP as acceptor
Source: RefSeq, a predicted model, not a curated record